Molecule: messenger RNA, 2295 nt
Organism: Drosophila rhopaloa
Lineage: Eukaryota; Metazoa; Arthropoda; Insecta; Diptera; Drosophilidae
Gene: TBPH
Product: TAR DNA-binding protein 43
Exons: 6
Coding region: 390-2045 (551 amino acids)
Biological process (GO): regulation of gene expression
Cellular component (GO): nucleoplasm
Molecular function (GO): RNA binding
Source: RefSeq, a predicted model, not a curated record
UGGUCACACUUGUGAAAACGUCAAACGAUACAUACAGGAAAAAAUCGUAACUGAACUGAAAAGAUUGAAAAGCCAGGAAAUAUGGUUCACUUUUCUAAAGAAAUAAUGUUGAAAUAUCAAUUGUAAAUAUUACCUGUUUCUUAUUACGCACGGAUUGAAAGUGGAUGUGCAUAAAUAGCGUGUGUUGUGUCGAAAAACGAGCGUGGAACGUAAAGUGAAUACCUGAAUUCUGCCUGAGUGUGAAUCGAAUUCGUGUGAGAGAGUGCGAGCUUAAAUCUGCAUUUACUUGAAAUAUAACUAAUAAUAUCAAGAAUCGUGUGGGAGCGCUGCCAGAAAUCGAAUCAGAUAACCCCUCUCAAUAGUCAGCUCUCGAAGGAUUGUCCGUGGUAAUGGAUUUCGUUCAAGUUUCGGAGGAGGAGGGUGACGAGCCCAUCGAGCUGCCGGCCGAAGAGGAUGGCACUCUGCUGCUCUCCACCUUGCAGGCGCAGUUUCCUGGAUCGUGUGGUCUGAAGUAUCGCAAUCUGGACACUAAAGCUGUUCGAGGAGUUCGCUCUAACGAGGGCAGGCUGUUCCCGCCCAGCGUUGACUCAGGCUGGGGAGAAUACUUAUACUUUUGUGUGUUCCCUAAGGAAAACAAGCGCAAGAGCGACGAUAACUUGGAAAACUCAACGGCCAAAACCAAACGCAUCGAGACCCGCCUGCGAUGCACAGAUCUUAUUGUACUGGGCCUGCCCUGGAAGACAACUGAGGAGAGUUUGCGGGAGUACUUUGAGACGUACGGCGAAGUGCUGAUGGCUCAGAUCAAGAAGGACACCAAGUCAGGGCAGUCCAAAGGCUUCGGAUUCGUUCGGUUUGGCUCAUACGACGCCCAGAUGCGCGUUCUUUCCAAUCGCCACCUCAUCGACGGACGUUGGUGCGAGGUUAAGGUGCCCAACUCUAAGGUGAACCUCUUUUUUCCCCUUAACUCCGAACCAACUAAUCCUUUUCAUUUCCAGGGCAUGGGACAUCAGGUGCCUUGCAAGGUCUUUGUUGGCCGCUGCACAGAGGACAUAAACUCAGACGACUUGCGGGAGUAUUUCUCCAAGUUCGGCGAGGUUACGGACGUGUUCAUUCCCCGUCCCUUUAGAGCCUUUAGUUUUGUAACUUUUCUAGAUCCUGACGUUGCACAAUCACUGUGCGGGGAGGAUCAUAUAAUCAAGGGCGUUUCGGUGCAUGUGUCGAAUGCCGCCCCAAAAGCCGAGCAGAAUAGAAACCAGCAGGUUCAGAGCUACAAUUAUAACUCGGCCAACAGCUUCGGCAUGCAUUCGUACCACCCGCAGGGCAACCAUAUGAAUCCCGGCCGCAACGGACACCACAGAGGUAAUAACCAACACAGCGCUCACGGCGGUGAGAGCUCAAUCAUCGCCAAUAAUCACAGCAACAUUGGCACCGCCGGUUAUGGCAUGGGCGGCAAUAAUUACGGCGGAAACUCGGGCGGGGGCUAUCAUAACAAUAGCAGUAAUCACUCUAGUGGUGGGAACGCAAAUCGCCAGGAUGGCGGCACGCAGUAUAACAGUAGGCAGGCCAACUUUCACGGAAUGAACCAGCCUCACAACGGCAACGUGGGCGGCAGCAACGGCUGGAUGAAUCGGGGCCACCUGGACAUGCCAAACCUGCAGGCGUUGGGCAUCAAUUCGCAGGGAUCGAGCUCCUCAAACCAGGGCCAGAACAUGAGCAACCAGUCGAUGCUUAAUCUGAACUCCUUGCCGAUCAAUCCCGCCCUGGUCGCUGCCGCCUUGAACCAGUGGAGCCUGGUCGGCAACCAGCUGCAGAAUCAAAACCAGGACCAGCAGGGCGGAAAUUUUUUAUCGUGGAUGGCUCAGAACAGUGGUCACGCCAACAACUUUGGCGGACGGAAGGGAUCAAAUAACCCAAAUAACCCGGGCGCCAACGGAAUGAACAAGGCGGACAACUCCGGCUGUAAUGACCCACAGAAUGGAAACACCGGUUGGUCGAACCAGAGCAGCGGCUCUCAAAACUCCGUGGAAAAGUCAAACUUUCUUUAAGGCGGUACCAAUAGCACGACUCGGUACCGGUACCAACUAAUGUGGUUAAUAAUAACGUUGAUUUAACCAAAACCUCUGUAGCUUACUUAAAUAUAUGUAUUCUACAUUUAAAGAAAUUAAGAAUUGUAUUUAAUAUGUGCUAGAUAUUUUCAUAAUUGUAAGUAAAAAUGACACUCGAUGGAGAAUAACACCAUUUAUAGAACCCUUUGCAAAAUAAAUUCUGCGCCAAAGCUCAAUUUAAAGCACUGUA